This is a messenger RNA of Pieris rapae (cabbage white), 2742 nucleotides long. RefSeq names its product protein Jumonji. The transcript is spliced from 11 exons. Lineage: Eukaryota; Metazoa; Arthropoda; Insecta; Lepidoptera; Pieridae. Bases 148 to 2472 code for a protein of 774 amino acids. Gene Ontology annotation, biological process: chromatin remodeling. The record is from RefSeq and is a predicted model, not a curated record. Gene Ontology annotation, cellular component: nucleus. Gene Ontology annotation, molecular function: histone demethylase activity; DNA binding.
UUAACAUUCUACAUUCUAAAUUCUAAUCUCUAACCGUAUAGUUUUCUUUACUAUGAGUGUGGGUAGUUUUGAAUAUUCACUGAAAAAGAUUGUGUUGGUUUAAACGAAGUGUUUGUUGUUUGUUGUUGUUUUGCUUUAAUUACCAAAAUGAAUAAAGGUCGGAACUUCGGCGCUCAAAGAAAAUUUGCUGCUGGAGCAUGUACACGUAUGAAGAGCAAAGCUCCAUUGGAAACUCCCACAGAAACCAGCCCUGAUCCAGUACGUCAACUACGUUAUGUGAAGAAAAAACCAGCAAAUCUCCUGGACAGACUUGCUUUUAAUGAUAUACAUAAGCAUAUUCAACCAGUAGUGGUCCUUGAGCGACUACAAACGAACCAACUUCCUAAUGCGCAGUUGAGCCAGAAUGUAGCUACUUCAGCAGAUGACCCAGAGAUAGUGAUGAUAUGUGACAGUGAUUCCACAGAAGAAAUGGAUGAGACCCUAUUAAUUGAAAAUUCAAAUUCAAGUUAUAUUAAACCAAAUACUAGAAAGGAUCGUGAGACUCGAGAUCGACAUACCAAUAAACAAAGUCACUCUGGAGAUUCAACUAGUGAUGAUGAAAUUCCUAUACGAAAGAAACAAAAGAUGAGCAUUUUGGAGGCACCUGUGUUUCGACCUACGGUUGAUGAAUUUAAAGAGCCACUAACAUAUAUAGAGAAAAUUUUACCAGAAGCGUCCAAAUAUGGCUUAUGCAAAGUUAUACCACCUGAUGGAUUCACACCACCCUGUAAUCUUGAUGGGACUAUGAACUUUAAUGUAACCAACCACUACGUGCAACGGAUGUUCAAACGAUAUGGGCCAGCUGCCAAAAAGUUGACCACUUUCAAAGCCGUCUUGGCGUCGCAAAAAGUGACAUUUAGGCGACCGCCACUACUAAGCGGCUUGGAAGUGGAUUUAGCAUAUUUAUUCAAGCUAGUACAGCAAAUGGGUGGGCUAAAGAAGUUAACAAAAAUUGUACAAUGGAACAAAGUUGCUGACCAGUUAAAGUUGUGUCGUCAUUUAAAAAAUCCCGGUCAAAAAAUUAAACAAAUUUAUGAAAAAUAUUUAUUACCAUAUGAAGUGAUGACAACGUUUGAGAAAGAAAAUUUGAUAGAACAGGUGGAUCUUUUGUGCGAAAAAAGUCAAUCGAGGAUGUCUAACCGUGCACGGAGUCCUCUGCACGCACAAAGGCAAAUGCUGGAGCCAGGUGACUCCACCGAUAAUGAUUCAUGUGAUGAAAUCUCGGCAAAAGACCAUUUAAUAUUAAAUGCCCUUGCUGAGACUGACGAUUGUAUCGUGCCGGGGCGAUCAAUGAAUCUUUACGCUUUCCAAAAAGUGGCAGAAGUCGCUUCCAAUGCAUUUUUAUCUUCUACAACUCUGAAAACAAAAUCCAUAGAAAAAGCAUAUUGGGACGUUGUCUUGUCGAGGACCAAGCAUGUCUGUGUAAACGCAGCUUCCAUAGACACGGGUGCCGCGGAUUAUGGGUUUCCAAAUAAUGAUUCCACCGACCAUUAUAGUAGACAUCCUUGGAACUUGAAGUGUAUCAGUAGGGACAUACAGAACAUGUUAAGUUUCUUGGGUCCCGUGGUUGGAAUGACUGCGCCCACAUUGCAUCUGGGAAUGCUGUUCUCGACGAGUUGCUGGCACAGAGACCCUCAUGGCCUCCCAUGGAUUGAGUAUAUGCAUAGUGGAAAGAAGAAAGUAUGGUAUGGCAUCGACGAUUCGCAAAGCGAUACAUUUCGGAUAGCAGUGGAACGCUUGUGCCCGGCGUUCGUUCAGAAUAAAUCCGUUUGGUUACCAUCAGACAUUGCGAUGAUCCCACCGGAUUUAUUGCAGGACUCUGUUUCUCUGUGCCGGGCUGUGCAAAAUCCGGGCGAAUUUAUAAUAGUUUGCCCAAAAGCCUAUUCGUCUUCAAUUGCCACGGGAUACACAAUAUCCGAAAGUGUGUACUUCGCUACAUUGUCCUGGAUACAUUGUCUCGGUGAAACGUUUGAUACAUUAAAAAGCAGUUGUGAACCAACAAUGUUCUCUCUUGAGCAACUGUUGUUUGCAUUCGUAAGAGAUGCCCGUACGCCGCCGUCGGUUUUAAGAGCCAUUGAGCCGAUAUUAAAAGAGGUUCUCAACAAGGAGUUCAGUAACAGACAGAAGUUGGAAGAAAUGGGUUUAACUAAAGCGUGGCUAAAACCAUACAAGCCUAGUGCGACAAGAGCUUGGAAUGUAUCCGAUCAAGAUGAGUGCUAUAUAUGCCGGAUGACUUUAUAUUUAUCGAGGGUGCGAGGCGUGUUUGAUAAAAACUCAGUCUUAUGUCUGGAACACGCGAUUAAAGUACUACAACAACCCAAUAAAAGUCAUCUAAUAACUGAGACUAAGCGAUUGUCAUUCAUAAUUAUGUACAGUACAAACGAACUUAAGGAGCUUUUGGAGUUUUUAAAAGAACGUCUAAGGAGAAACUAGCAUAAUAUUCAAGAAUGCGUGGUCGUUCUGCGAUACGGACAAAUAGAACAGGCAUUUACUGACCGCGUAAGAGACAGUUAAAAGUUUCGUAAAUAAUUUUGUAAAUAAUUUCGUGGUCGUCGUAUUAAUUUAUUAUCUUUACAAAUAUUCGGCUGCUGGGUCGUAGUGGUGAUAUUAAUUAUUUAAUUAUAAUAAGGCUGGUUGAUUGAUAUUUAUUAUUUAAUUAUAAAAAGGCUGGUUGAUUGAUAUUUAUUAUUUAAUUAUAAAAAG